Molecule: messenger RNA, 756 nt
Organism: Medicago truncatula (barrel medic)
Lineage: Eukaryota; Viridiplantae; Streptophyta; Magnoliopsida; Fabales; Fabaceae
Product: heat shock factor-binding protein
Exons: 5
Coding region: 141-410 (89 amino acids)
Biological process (GO): cellular heat acclimation
Cellular component (GO): nucleus; cytosol
Molecular function (GO): transcription corepressor activity
Source: RefSeq, a predicted model, not a curated record
AUAAAUGGAGUAAUUUAAAGUUUUUUUAUAAAGUUUAAAAUUUAAACGGUUCUCCUCAUUUUCGUUUCAUUUCAUUUCGAAACGUUGGUGUAAAGCUGAACCAUCAUCUUCAUCAUCUUCAUCAUCAUUAUCAAAAUCUCAUGGAUAGCCACGAUUCAAACGAUCCUAAGCAAAGCCCCGCUGAUAUGACCGCAUUUGUGCAAAAUCUUCUUCAGCAGAUGCAAAGUAGGUUCCAGACCAUGUCUGACUCCAUUGUUACAAAGAUUGAUGAUAUGGGAAGUCGUAUCAAUGAGUUGGAGCAGAGCAUCAAUGACCUGAGAGCUGAGAUGGGAGUGGAGAGCUCUCCAUCACCAGCAGCCCCCGAGAAGCCAAAGGAAGAAGAGUCGAAAAAAGAAGAGGGUUCAGAUUAAGUGACAUUUUAAUUUCAAUUUCUCAUUGUUCUUGUCUUGCAUUGUACAAUGAUUGUUAUGGCGCAUCAACUAUCUCUGUCUAUGUAGUGGUUCUGAAAACUAAUGUGUUGUGUGGCUGCGUACAGCGGAUCAUUUGUAGCUAAAUCACCUUGCUCUUUUUAUGAUUUAGCCAUACUACUACAAUUUUAUAUUACAGUCACUUUGUUGCUCUCGUAUUGGCUAUUCCCCAGCAUGCUGCUAUGUGCUGAUGAAUGAAUGAAUGAGUAUGUGACCCCAAAUCCUGGUGCUGCUGUACUGAUAUCCAUUUUUUUGGUACUCUAUUCCAUAUUUUAUUUAAAGUUUCCAA